AGUAGUAGGAGAAGUAGAGGUGUGCGGGUGGUAAGGCCGGCUCUUCAAUUUACCUUACUUAUUUACGGCUUUAUGGUACGAAAAUGUUGGCAGAUUUGGCCUAACGUGUAGCUACCGUCUAUCUCCUCUACCCAGCUACCUGUAUCUGCCUGUGUGUGCGUGCAAACCCAGCAUUUUACCAGCAGCCUGCACACUGCAGUCUUCGUAUACUUCUCGCAGCCAUCGUGCACAUUUCUUUUACGAUUUUUCACCAUCUCUCCAUUCUGCUGCUGCGGCCCAACAAACGGUUUUAUAUCGCUAAGGAAAAACGUGCAGUUAUCGCUUUGUGUACCUAGUCUGUCGGGAAAAUCGGUGUUGCGGCGUUAUACCUACAAAGUGUACCUAUCGAUUUGGAUUUUGUUUAAUUUUUCGCUGUUUCGAGUUGCGCUUUUUCGGUCGUUACGUUGUUUUUUUUAAUUUUCAUUUUUCCAGUGGUGAUGCACGAUUUAUCGUAUACGAAGAGUACUCGUAUAAGAUUUUAGUGAACUCGUCUCUCGGGUGUUUUUUCGUCAUCUUUGAGAAGUAAAAUCGUAUACCUAGUUUCGAAUACGAAUGAAUCGUAUGAUCGCCUCGGUCGCUGAACUUUGAUUAAGACUUGAGUUCGAGUGUAAUUGUGUUCGAUUUUUUUUGUUGUUUUUUUUUGGUUCUUGUCACCGGAUUUUUACGUUUAAAUAAGAUCAAAAUGCAUCUAACAAUUAGUAAAUUAAGGUGGAACCUGUCAUGUUCAGUCGGGUUAUUUCUCAUACAGUUAAUUAAAUUAAUGGCUCAAGAUAUAACUACAGAUUUAGCCGAAAGUGUUGCUAGUCAAACUGAAUUUUACACAGUGGCCGUAAACCAAGACGAAGAAAGCCCUCACGACGUGUUAAAUACCAGCGAAACCAAAGAAUCAUAUGUACCAGAAGAUAGGGAACACAGUCCGGUGGCUUUCGUAGGCGAUACGUAUGUUCCUGUGACGACGCAGCUCAGGUCGAGGCCCAUAUCGACGGCAGAUCAGCCAGCCAUCGAUUGGAGAUUGCAGACUUUUGAAGGUUGGGGUGACGCUAGAAGGCAAGGAUACAAUAAUACCAGAGUUCAACAUAUUGAAGCCGAAUGUCAAGAUGACUAUAUGAAGAUACGUAUCGGAUUCAACGGAUCGUUUGGAGGAUUGCUGUAUUCCUCCGGUUACUCCUAUGAUCCAGAUUGUGUUUAUAUCAACGGCACCGGAAGUGGAAGAGAUUAUUAUGAAUUUUUCAUACAACUUAAUCGAUGCGGUACGUUGGGGAAAAACUCCAGGCAAGAAGAUGCUCGAAAGAAUCCAGCGAAAAACUUGAUGUGGAAUACGGUAACCGUUCAGUACAAUCCAUUAAUUGAAGAAGAAUGGGAUGAGCAUUUCAAAGUAACCUGCGAAUACGGUUAUGAUUUUUGGAAGACGGUGACAUUUCCUUUUCUCGACGUAGAAAUUGCCACGGGCAAUCCAGUAGUGUUCACUUUAUCGCCACCAGAAUGUUAUAUGGAAAUAAGACACGGAUAUGUUCCAACUGGAAACAGAGUCGUCGGUCCUGUAAGAGUUGGAGAUCCAUUGACGUUGAUUAUUUACAUGAGAAGCAAAUAUGAUGGAUUUGAUAUUGUAGUAAAUGACUGUUACGCGCAUAAUGGAGCCAACAAAAGAAUUCAACUUAUCGAUCAAUACGGCUGUCCAGUCGACGAUAAAUUGAUCAGCAGAUUCAGAGGAUCAUGGAGUGAGGCCGGAGUAUUCGAGACCCAAGUAUACGCUUACAUGAAAACAUUCAGAUUUACCGGUUCGCCGGCUCUAUACAUAGAAUGCGAUGUACGAAUGUGUCACGGGCGAUGUCCGAGUCAACCGUGCCACUGGAGGAAUGCUAAGAAUCUACCAUUAACUUCCGGUAUAAAGAAAAGAGAAGCCAUUGAAGAUGAAGCUGUAUCGCAAACACCUGCUAUAUCUCAAAACAUCAAUUUACAUCAAUCAUUGAAAGUAUUACAACCCGGCGAACCAGGCUACGACAAUGAAACCAUUCCUCAUGCGAGCGCUUACACGAAUACAAAUUCUGUAUGCAUCAGACAAGGUCUGCUGGCCGCCGUCUCGUCUCUAGGCUGUAUAAUAUUGUGUUCGCUGACGUUAGCAUUAACGGUGAUGUGUUACAGAGCCAGAUACAGCCAUUCGGUUCAGCAUCGCUUUUUCUCAAACGGUGAAAAGCAAUUUAAAUAAUAAAACUGUGGCCCCUUCUCCCCCCUCAUCCCCCUCGUAUUGUAUCUCCGUGCAUUAGCGUGUACGUCGCUCUUUUAUUAAAUACAAAAUGGAGGGAUCAGAGAUAAAAAGUAAAGAAAAACGCCCGCAGAAAGAUACCUAUAUCCGGAGAUCCGGCAUCACCUCUGUGUGUUGGGUUUUUCCGAGACGCUUUAUCUUUCUACCGGCGUUUUGGAUAUUUUUAUUGUAAAUUUCUCUCUAGUCUCUCCACUGGUAAAAAAAAAUCUCACUUUAGAAUUAUCGAAUAAUUUUAUUUAUUUUUCGAACGAAUGAGUGUACGCGAGCGUGAGUGAGUGAAUGUGUGAAUGUGUGUGUGAGAUUGAAUUGUCGUUUAUACAUAAGAGUAUUUAAUACGUGUCUCGUCUUAUCAUCUUAUUUUAUAGGUAUAAUUUCGUGCAUUUUUUUCCAAUUAUUUAUUUUUUCUUUUUUGUAUUUUGCUAUGUAUACUGCGAAUUUUAACUAUGUACCAGAGAAUCGUGUAUUGCGGGGCGAGGCCGUGUAAAUUCGACGCGUAAAAUCAAAACCAACCCAGGUUGGUACCUCGAUACACCUUUUUCAGCGAGUCGAGAUUUCACGUGGUCGCGACUUACGAUAUAUUUAUCUGCGUUUCAAGUGAGAGAAAGGGGGAACCGCGGAGUCCACUGUUGAUAGAGGCACCUUUACCAUGAAAAUUUUAGCGUACUCGACUCCGAGAGUCCUGCUCAAAUAUGCAUUUUUUUUUAUCGCGACGUCGCGAAUUCUCGGCUCGAUUGUCUUUAUUUUCUAAGUAUUUCCUUUUUUUGGAGCCCUUUAAUAAGGAUAAAAAGUCAACCAAAGAUCGAGAGAUGAUUUUUUUUAUUCUUUACCCGAGUCGAGGCGAUGUCGUAAAUAGGUUAGUGCCAAGAAAAUUUCACGUCGUUUCUUCGCGGACUCAUUUGACCUUUUUCUCUUUUUAUCAGUCUCGAUGAUCCUGGUUUUCUGUUUAUAUGAGGGUUCGAGAGAGAGUUAUGUGUGUUUAGGUUAUAUCUAUUAUUAUACUUUUCCUCCUCAUUGUUUAUGAAUUUAUUUUCUUACGUGUUGUGUCGAUUUAUUUAAUCUCCUUCAUAUUUUUUUUUAAAAAAAAAGCCCAACAUUCGCGACGAUUUUUUUUUAUAUUUACCUAUGUUACCGUUAGGCGUUAAUGCUGAUUUUCAGUUAAAGUCGACUUAAUCAACUGACACUCUUUAGUCAAAAUAGAUUUUGUUUUUCGAAAAACUACCUAGAAUUCAAAAGUUCAAAUAGCCCUACCGAUUUAGCAAUGGCCUCAUUGAAGUCUCAUCUUGAGCAUAAUUUCAUACAUUAUCAUCCAAAAUUCUUAUUUUCUUUUUCAAAAAUCUGCCCAAGAAGUCCAUUUUCUUAAAUAAUGACACAAUCAUGUGCUUAAUUUUUUUUUUUAAAUAUUAAUGUGUUCUUUUUUUGGCCUACUCCACAUUAACUGAUUUUAUACAUAUAAGUACUUUAGAGUCGAGUUUGACUGAAAAAUCAUCGUGAACGGUAACAUGUAUUAAUAAUGAUGUUUUGAUGGUACAAAAGUAGGUUUUCUAUCGCCUUCAUUUUGUAUAGUGCCAAAAUGUAUCCAAUCCGCAAUACAUAAUAGAAUCGAGAUUUCUGUAUAUUUUACCAAAGAAUAUCGACACACGUUUUCAAUGUAUUUAUAUUUUGUGGCAUAUGUAAUUUUUACUUUUUUCCUCCUUUUUAUAUUUCAUUUCGUUUUAUUUUUUUCUCUUUUUUUUGCCCUUUUUUUUUUAUUAGUAUCAUUUUAUUAAACUAUAACUGAGCAUUUUUAUUAUAUUGAUAAGUUGGAAGUUUUAUUUUAACAAUGGAAAUACUAUUAUAUUGUGUUGUGCGCAGUGAUGUAUAAGAAUGUACAACCUUUUAUUAAAAUGAUUUAUC
This is a messenger RNA of Planococcus citri (citrus mealybug), 4195 nucleotides long. RefSeq lists its product as uncharacterized. The coding region runs from base 722 to 2245 and encodes 507 amino acids. The record is from RefSeq and is a predicted model, not a curated record. The transcript is spliced from 12 exons. NCBI's taxonomy places the organism in Eukaryota, Metazoa, Arthropoda, Insecta, Hemiptera, Pseudococcidae.